ACUUACGAAAUAUGGGUAAGUAGUUGCCGAACGUACUAGUAAUAUUUCUUUACAAGUUUUACAUCUUUUACCAUUACGACAUAGACGGGACCUAAUUUGAUUCGAACAACAAAAGCAAACAUGCCACACGGAAGAUCAGCGUAAACUGGACAAUCUCCAAGACCGACAAACUUAUAUCUACCGUCGAUUAAAUCAAAUUUACCAACAGUCGCUGUGUUAUGAGCUGCAAACAUAAGUUUGUAAGGAGGCUGUUACUCAAUCUGUAUUGUGACGGUAUGUAUUGAAGUGAUCCGUGGUCAACUGGCUGCUUCCGUUGAAUCAGCUGUUUACUCAGGAAUACUUGGUACGACUACAAUAAACAAUACAUUUAAAAUGCAUUACUUAAUAAUAUAAUAAUAAUUAUUCUCAAAGAAACCUAACUGUUAGUUCAAUUUAGACGCCGUAUGGAAUAAAAACAAGAUGUUUGUGUGAAGUAAUGGUUCAAUGAAAUGUACUUGUGAAGUGAAAAUAGGUUUUAACCUUGUUAAGAAUAAGAAGGUAAAAUAUGAAAGCGAUAUGCUUAUUAGCGAAGUACUACUAAAUCCAUAACAGAUAUACCAAUUUGACAUAAGUUGAUCGGAGAAGUUUUUGAUAGAAAGUAAAUCUUGACAUUCUGUCACCGACAUGCCUGUUUGUGUAUCGUAAUUUUUGUAACUCCGAAUUUAUGUAGUGAUGAUUAUGGAAAUCAAAUAAAAAUGAAAAAAAAUGCAAUGAUCGUCAAAUUACAAUGAGUGAAGCCAAAGCACCAGUGAAGCAAAAUGAGUUGGAAUCCUUUCGGAAAUCGCAGAAGAAAUCCUUGUUAUUCAGCUCCAAUGACCUGUCACGUAUGGCCGAGCAGAGCUCCAGAGCCAGGCUGAUGAAGCAGGUUGUCGGAACAGAUGAUUUGCUUCACGAAACAUUUGAAAAACCCUUCUACUCCAAAAAUGCUGAAACAGAGAAUGAAGUAACAGAGUGUAAAGAGUAUGUCACAGGGAUCACCGUGUAUCCGAGUCGAGUGGGCCUGCGAUGGAAUCCUUGCGUGGAAGUUAGCUCUGGAGAAGAUAUUCCGAUACAUCUAGAACCACAAAAAUCAAAAAACCACUGCAAUUGUGCAAAUUGCACGUCAAAACACUGUCCUUCGAAACAUUCAUUUGGGUUUAGCAGAACUGGCUUUCGAGAUAAUAUAAUGAAGUUUAGCGACAAGACAACCAUGACUCCGAAGUUGAACCACGCUAGUUGCAACGCGCGUACACCUUCAGUGUCUCCAAAGCCAUCCUCCGCCUCAGUAUCAGGAUCGCAGUCCUCGUACAACACUGCCUGCUACUAUCCACCGCCCCCACCUACAAUGACACCACAUCCAUCUUUUAAAAAGCCAAAGGGAGUUUUGAGAGUUCCUUGCUACGAUCCCGAACCAUAUUAUGAUGAAGUUGAAAAAGAUACAGAUGUGUAUGAAAAUUGCACUUAUGUUAAGAAAUUAAAUAGACAUUGUAUCUCCAAUUAUCCUAAUUUGAAGUUGGAAUCAAUUAAAGGCAAAAGAAACCUCUACAACGAAGGGAUAAGCGACAAAGUAGCGGAGCAGUACCCCGUGACGCCCCCCCAAUGCCCCCACAGAGUGAUGUUCGGGGCCAAGUCAUUCUGCGGCAACAUGUGCCCCAACUGCUGCUGCAUGCCGCCUACUACGAAGGGUUCCAGGCCCGUAUAUUACGAUUUAGAACCAGAGGAGAUGCAGAAUUUUGUGGCGAUCCCACGCGUGGUGCUUGACCGCUACGUCGCGCCGAUCGGACGGGCGCACAGAGCCCCGUCCAUCAUCCUGCCCAAGAAGAUGCUGACCUCAGAGCGAGACAUAGAGAUGUUUGUAAUGGAACAGAAGGCCAAGCGAAAGCAUAAGAAAGGGAGGUGAUUUGGACACAUAUUGAUUGAUGGACAGCUACGUUAUUUAUUGUGAGAUAAUCAUGAAUCAGGCUAUGAAGUUUUGGACUUUUCAUACAUUAAAUAAAAAGCAGGAAAAGUUUAUUUUAUUUAAUA
Molecule: messenger RNA, 2043 nt
Organism: Plodia interpunctella (Indianmeal moth)
Lineage: Eukaryota; Metazoa; Arthropoda; Insecta; Lepidoptera; Pyralidae
Exons: 3
Coding region: 767-1918 (383 amino acids)
Source: RefSeq, a predicted model, not a curated record